Rhagoletis zephyria (snowberry fruit fly) is the source of this 2648-nucleotide messenger RNA. RefSeq lists its product as uncharacterized. NCBI's taxonomy places the organism in Eukaryota, Metazoa, Arthropoda, Insecta, Diptera, Tephritidae. The record is from RefSeq and is a predicted model, not a curated record. Gene Ontology annotation, molecular function: kinesin binding. Gene Ontology annotation, biological process: non-motile cilium assembly; intraciliary transport. Gene Ontology annotation, cellular component: centriole; non-motile cilium; ciliary base.
UAUGUUCGAAAACAAAAAUCUUUUUAAUUUUUAAGAAACCCUUUAAUAUCGAAAAUUGUCUUUUAUGUGCUAUGAUUGUAAAUAGUUUGCCUGAUAUGGACGGUGAUUUGGUCGAAAGUACCGUCCGCCAACAUUCAAAUGCACCACUUCCACUUACAUCUGCUGCACGACCUCCUACAUCUUUGCUUUUCUCACGUGGUAAUUUGAUCAGCAGCCGUGCAGGAAGUGACAGACCUGCGACAACACGUCCAUCUACUGCUGUCCGCGGCAUUGGUUACGUACCUAAUUCAACAGGAUCGGCCGGACAACGUUUUGAUCAACUAUUUUCAGAAAAGGCUAAACAGCAGGCACUGUCAUCUGCGAACGCAAAUUGGGAUGCAGAAAAGGAAGUCAACCCUCAAAUAAAGUUUAAAACUCUAGAGAUGAAAAUCGUGAAGCUGCUCGAGCAAUCUAUUCAAUUGUCAGCACGAACGUCCACAAUAAAUUCAGCGAUAAAUUCCAAUGUCAAAACGGGUUCCACAGAAUUAAAGACAGCUUUAACAGACGCGCUUAACAAGUCCAAGGAAGCGUUUUCGCUGGACCGCACAUUGCAUCAAUUUCGAGCUCAAUAUGGAGAAAAUAUAUACCACAAUUUUGAUUUAACCUACGCAGUAUUCUUUAACCUAGCUGAGCAAUAUGAACGCAACGAUAUGCACAUUGAAGCCCUCAACACCUACAGUAUCAUGACUAAGAAUAAAAUGUUUCCUCACGUAAAUCAGUUAAAGUUAAACAUGGGUAAUAUAUACUAUAAGAUGGGAAUAAUAACGAAAGCUAUUAAAAUGUAUCGUAUGGCGCUUGAUUCGGUUCCCAACAAUCUAAAGCAACUUCGACUUAAAAUAACCCAUAAUAUUGGCAUUAUUUUUGUACGGAUGGGGCAAUAUGUCGAUGCGGCAUCUAGCUUUGAGUUCAUAAUGUCGGAACAUGCUGACAUUCGUAGUGCCAUCCACUUGAUUCUGUGUUACUAUGCUAUGGGUGAUGUCGAAAAGAUGAAGAGUGCAUUUCGAAUUAUGUGUGACAUUCAACCAACUGAGACCGAAAAUGAUUUGGAGUUGGAAACCAAUAUAAUUAGAAUCCAGCAACAUGACUAUGAGGAUAGUGCGACUGCAGAUAAAAACGAGUUGAAGGGAUAUCUAUCAGAUUUCGAACAAAACAUAACUACUCCUAAUGAACAGUCUCUUAAUAGAAAACAAAGUACGAGUAUUGAGCUUAAAGAAAGUUUGCCUAAGACACAAAAUAAUGAUGAUCCAGAUAGGAAACGUCACAUAACAAAAGCACUCAAACGGGAUGAGCUUUCCAUCUACAUACAACAACAGCGGAAUAAGGAUAAACGGGCGAUUACUAUGGUUGUGGACCUAAUAUCGCCAAUCAUUGAGGAAAAUUACAAUGAUGGUUAUAACUGGUGUGUUGAAGUCAUUAAAACCUCUAAUUUGGCUUGGUUGGCCAAUGAACUGGAAUUGAAUAAAGCCUUGGUUUACUUGAGACAGAAUGAUGUCAGUCAAGCGAUUGAAACGUUACAAGUGCACAACAAUAAAUCCGAAGAAUCUUUGACGGCAAGUGCCCUUAUAAACCUAUCAUUCAUCUACAUAAAUGUGAGUAAUUUUUUUUAUAUAAAGUAUUUAGUUAUAUGUAUCUUUUUAAUGGGCAAUACCGACUCAAAAUUAGAAAAGCCCAACGCUAACGUAAUAAAUGAAGUAGAAGUAACAGAAGAAAAAAUUAAUAUAGAAACAAUAGAAAUAUGUAUAGUCAUAAUUACGAUUCAAGAAGUUCCACACACUAUUGAAGAACCAAUACAAAUUGAUAUCAAUAUCCUUAUAACACCUAAUAUACAACAACUUAUGAUAGAAGAUAAUAUUACUGAAGAGGAAGGACUGGAAGAAAUCAACAUGGCACAGACAAAUAUAGAAUUUAUAAAUACUGCCACCAGGUUGAUUCCUGAAUUCGAUGGAAAGCCAGAAAAUCUAAGAUCAUUCUUAGAUGCACUUUCUUUAGUAGACACACUAAAAGGAAACCACGAAUCAGUAGCCGUUAGUUUAAUAAAAACUAAACUAAAAGGCAAUAGCAGAAACCUCUUAGACAGUGAGCCGACAAUUCAGUCUAUCAUAGCAAAACUAACAGCAUGUGUAAAAGGCGAAACCAUUGAAGUAAUAUCGGCAAAAAAUUUUAACAUUAGACAAAGUGGUAAAUCCGCUAAUACUUACUGCAAUGAGAUAGAAACACUGACCAAAUCCUUAGAAAGCGCAUACAUCGCUGACGGCAUACCCUGUAGUCAAGCCACCAAAUACUCAACCCAAGUAGCAGUAAAAGCAAUGACCAAAAAUUGCACCAUAGAUAGAGAAAGUUUGUCGGAAGUUGCACCGAAGCAACUGGACAACACAACACUAUCCUACACUUCGGAAGAUCAAAUAAACCCUACCAUGGAAACAGAGGAAAUGGUAGAGAAAGCUACAGAGGUGGUAACAGAGGAAACUACAGAGGAGGAAAUCGACAAAACAACAGAAGAUACAAUAACAAUAAUGGUAAUAGAGAUAACAACUCCAACUAUCGUGGAAACCGUAACCGAAACAAUUAUAACCGACAAGAAAAUGGUCGAACUAAUAAUGUUAGAAUAG